UCCUAGAAAAAAAAAGACUAAUGUCUAAAUAUCCAAAGUAAAUUUUAUCAGCAUUUAGGAGUACAUGACCUCAAAGCAAACAGACAUGGACUAAAUGGCACAAGUUCAAUUUUGAUAAACGAUGUUAAACAUGAAGAAAUUUGACCUACCUAUAUAGACCAUCAUCUUAUUAAAAUGUCUGAAAUUUUCCACACACAUACACAGAAGGGGAAUUACAAGCUCAAUUACAAGCUCAACAAAAAAGCACUUGUUUAAUUUCUGUUGACAUUCCUGUGUUGCUGUAUUUGGAGGCCUUUUGUGUACUUAAAACAUUUAGUAACAGUAACUGAGCACACUGAACACACAAGAGUAUGUGUGCCUGAUACAAACACACACAAAUGCCUGACUACUCACUGACUGACUGACCCUGGCAUUCUAAGAUCCGAAAGGUUUUUGCCCCAGCUCUACCGGCGCAAAAUGCUCCGACCCUCAACACAGAGGUAUUCAGUGACCAGACCACUUUACUCAGAAGACACCUUUGAAGACGAACAUGCAAAAGUCUAUCGGAAACACAAGAGACUGCUGGACCAUUUUAUACAGUACUUCACUUGUACUUCCGAACGUGCAAAGAAUGCUGCUGUUUCUCUGCUGCCUAUCAUUGGAUGGAUGAAAAUCUACUCAGUCAAAGACUGGCUGUUGACUGACAUAGUGUCCGGUGUCAGCACUGGAUUGGUUGCCGUACUACAAGGGCUAGCCUUUAGUUUGCUGGCAUCCAUCUCUACCUGGUAUGGACUGUAUGCUGCUUUUUUUCCAGUCAUCAUGUAUUUUUUCUUGGGCACCUCACGACACAUUUCUGUAGGAUCUUUCCCUGUACUGAGUCUCAUGGUGGGGGCCGUAGUGACCAGAUUGGUGCCCGAUGAGGGUCCGCCUGCCAACAUCACUGCUUUUGAGGGCCUGACGAAAGAUGAGCAGAGAGUCUUAGUGUCUGCCUCCCUCACUUUCCUAGUGGGUCUAUUCCAGCUUGGUAUGGGGCUGCUGCAGGUGGGAUUUAUUGUGAUGUACCUGUCGGAUACUCUGAUAUCAGGAUUCACCACCGCAGCUGCUGUUCACAUCCUGGUUUCGCAGCUCAAGUUUGUACUAGGACUGACUGUGCCGGGUUUCAGUGGACCGCUGUCUAUUAUAUAUACUCUUGAGAGUGUAUUUACCCAGAUCACCUCCACUAAUAUCCAUGAUCUGGUGACUUCAAUUGUUGUGAUGGUGAUGGUGUUGGGCGUAAAGGAGAUCAACGACAGAUUUAAAUCAAAGUUACCAGUGCCCAUCCCCAUAGAAGUCAUUAUGACCGUAAUAGCAUGUGGUGUCUCCUACGCAUUCAACUUCAGCGAAAAUCAUGGAGUGGAUGUGGUGGGGAAAAUUCCAAACACGUUUGAGUCCCCAAUCGCUCCGAGCCUGCAGGUUUUCCAGAUGACAGCAGUGGAGGCUUUCCCAAUAGCUAUUGUGGGAUUUGCCGUGGCUUUUGCAGUAGCUAAAGUCUAUUCUGUAAAGCACGACUACAUUAUAGAUGGAAAUCAAGAACUCAUUGCCUUUGGGGCAAGCAACAUCUUUGGAGGAGCGUUCAAGUCUCUGGCAGCCAGCACGGCUCUCUCCAGAAGUGCAGUUCAAGAAAGCACUGGAGGAAAAACACAGAUAGCUGGUUUACUUUCUGCUAUUAUCGUGCUGGUGGUAAUCUUGGGGAUAGGGUUUCUGUUGGAACCUCUUCCAAAGUCGCUGCUGGGUGCAGUGGUGAUUGUGAACCUGAAGGGGAUGUUGAUGCAAGUGGUUACAGUCCCUUACCUAUGGAAGAAAGACCGUCCUGACUGUAUUGUUUGGGUGGGGACCUGUCUGGCAGCUAUAUUCUUGGGGCUGGACUUAGGACUUGCUGUUGGUCUUGGACUGGAGCUCCUCACUGUGGUCUUCAGGGCUCAGUUUCCACGCUGCUGUGUCCUGGCUAAUAUCUCAGGGACAGAUAUCUACAGAGAUCGCAAGGACUAUGUCAGUAUCUAUGAGCCAGAGGGAGUGAAGAUUUUCAGAAUCCCAUCUCCCAUUUUCUUCGCAAAUAUCGAUUUCUUCAGAGACAAACUGAAGGAUGCUGUGGGCUUUAAUCCUCUGAGAAUCCUGAGGAAGAGGAAUAAGGCAGUGAAGAAGAUUAAGAAAAUGAUAAAGAAAGGGGAGCUGACCUUAACAUCUAAUGGACUUCAGGCCACAUGCUUAAUGUUCAUUGAAGAGUCAGAGGAUGAAAGCAACAUGGAGGAUCUAGACAAGCCCACAGACUAUUCAGAUCUUCCGAUCCAGGUGAACUGGAAUGCAGAACUUCCUGCCAACAUCCGAGUUCCUUCUGUGAACAUCCACAGUUUGAUUCUGGACUUCUCUGCGGUCUCAUUUCUGGACAUAUCUGCACUCAAGGGUCUUAAAGCGGCCUUAAAGGAAUUUAUACGCGUCAAUGUUGAUGUUUACAUAGUAGGCUGUGACCCAUAUAUCAUAGAGAAGCUGAGGAACUGUACAUUUUUUGAUGAUGAAAUCAAGACGUCUAUCUUCUUUUUGACCAUCCAUGAUGCAAUACUCUUCAUUCACGAGUCCCAUCCACUGAAGACUGUGAGCGAGAAGGUCUCAGGAAGUUUUCAAUAUCAACACAUUAACAGCGACAGCACAUCCAACGGGUUGAAAAUCCAAGCAGUGGAAGACAUGAAAAUGGAAGUCGAAACAGACACCAAACCAGAGACAAGGUUUUGAAGUGAACCAGCUUGAAACUUUCACUAUGUAGUACUUUAAAAUCUGUGUAAAUAAUAAUUAACUUGAUUUAGCAUGUAGCAGUUUGUAUUCCGUGUACUGUGCUGCAUGCAGAAUGAAUUAGCUUGAGAUUGUCAAUGUGUCAUGUCACUAAAUUAUUGGAUUUGAGGUGAACAAAUGCUCUUCUCAGUUCACUAUCAGUGCCUUUUGUAUAUUUACAUUUUUUCCUUUUUGAAUAGUAUGUAUUUUUUGUGUGUACUAUUUUUAUUCUAAAAUAAAAAAAGAAUGUUUUCUAAAAUAUACACUGUCCUUCCUGACUUGAGACAAAAUGAUUUUCAAGUAUACAA
This is a messenger RNA of Onychostoma macrolepis, 3089 nucleotides long. It is a transcript of the gene slc26a3.2, whose product is annotated as solute carrier family 26 member 3, tandem duplicate 2. The transcript is spliced from 21 exons. Bases 457 to 2745 code for a protein of 762 amino acids. NCBI's taxonomy places the organism in Eukaryota, Metazoa, Chordata, Actinopteri, Cypriniformes, Cyprinidae. The record is from RefSeq and is a predicted model, not a curated record. Gene Ontology annotation, cellular component: membrane. Gene Ontology annotation, molecular function: oxalate transmembrane transporter activity; bicarbonate transmembrane transporter activity; chloride transmembrane transporter activity. Gene Ontology annotation, biological process: transmembrane transport.